AUGGAAGUUUAUGCAGUCUUUAAAGGACUUCUGUUUUUGCUAGUAGCGAUUGUUGGAGUUCCUGGAAACUUGGCCAUCAUUGGAUCGCUCUCUUGGAGAUCUUGCUCUAGUGAUAAGCUGCUGCCAGUUGAACUAAUCUUAUGGAAUUUGUCAUUUGCGAAUACAAUAUUAGCUUCUACCAGAGGUCUUCCAGCAGCAAUGUUUAUGUUGUUUGGAACAAGAUUAAAUGAUGAUGCCGGCUGCAAAAUUGUAGUUUAUCUAUCCAGGAUAUCAAGAGGGAUGGCGUUCUGUUUAACAUGUGUUCUCAGCUGUGUUCAGUGUGUAACACUACUUCCACCUUCUUCAAAAUGGGCUCAUAUAAAACAAAAUGUUCCAAAGUAUACUUUUCCAGUCACCUUUUUUCUGUGGUUGUUGUAUGUGAUAAUGGAAAUAGAAUUACUUACAUUUUCAGGUCAUCAAACAAAUUAUACCAACCCAGAACUGAUAUUUAAUUAUGGAUAUUGUUCCUCAAUUAUUCCAACUAUUGUUUUCUAUUAUGUUUAUGGCUUUCUCUUUUUCGUCCGUGAUCUCAUUGUGGUAGGUCUUAUGACUAUAGCUAGUGUCUAUAUUUUACUGGUUUUGUUUCAACACAGGAAACAAGUAUAUGAUAUUAGAAACUCUAACCAGAAGAGUGAUGUGGAGAUCAGAGCAGCUAAAACUGUAGUGUCCUUAGUCACAAUGUAUAUAGUGUUCUUUGGGGUUGAAAACACUAUAUGGCUUUAUCAAAUAGCAGUUUCAAAAAUAAUUCAUCCUAUGGUUACCGAUGUUCAACAUUUCUUUUCAAUUUGUUAUACCUUUUUCUUUCCCAUCUUAAUCAUUACGUCAAAUAAAAAAAUUCAAAAUGUGUUUAAAUGUUCUCAGAAACAGUCUACUCAUAAUGACACUGUUUCAGCUUUUCCCUGA
Protopterus annectens (West African lungfish) is the source of this 942-nucleotide messenger RNA. Its product is annotated as olfactory receptor class A-like protein 1. Bases 1 to 942 code for a protein of 313 amino acids. Gene Ontology annotation, cellular component: membrane. NCBI's taxonomy places the organism in Eukaryota, Metazoa, Chordata, Ceratodontiformes, Protopteridae. The transcript has a single exon. The record is from RefSeq and is a predicted model, not a curated record. Gene Ontology annotation, biological process: G protein-coupled receptor signaling pathway. Gene Ontology annotation, molecular function: pheromone receptor activity.